ACUCUGGUGUUUUUCUCUGUGUUACGGACUGUUUGUCCACUCUCGUGUCUAUUCGUUUCGUGUCUUUGUUCUGUCGAUGAUCUGCAUCACGGAUAGAACCAGGCCGGUUUAGAACCACCGCAGUGAGGAACCGGACCGAGCGGAGGCUGCUUUAAAGCCACGCCCCUCCUCCUCAGAUGGCCCGCUGCCAUCAUGGCGUCUCGACUGCUGGGUCGUCUGAAGCGCUCGCUCUUUAAAGAUGGUGAUGGGGUCGGACCUGAGGUGGAAGCAGAUGGUGGGCAGGAAGGGGAGGAGUGUGAGGAGGCGGAGUUGGAGAAGGAGGAGUGUGUGACAGAGCGACUCGGGGGGACUUUGUGCUUUGACAGUGGUGGACGAGGAACAGCGGAGGACGGAGGGGGCGAGGGGUCGGGACACGACAGCGACUCUGACCUUCUGGACGAGUCGACGGAGGAGCGGCUGAGCAGCACAGAUGUCAGUCCUGUGAGCAUGUCUCCGUCUUCCUGCUCCACAUCCUCCCUGCUGACUCACCAGCUUCAGGAGAGCUGGAGAACCCUGCACAGGGCAAGCACAGGAAGCUCCACCCCCCUCCAGAGACCGCUGCUGGAUGACUUGCUGUUUGAGGUGACGGAUGCUAAUGUGGUAACAGACGGUGGCUCAAAAUAUGUACUCUACACCAUCCAGGUUGUCCAGGCUGACAGCAGCAAUAAAAACACAGCCGUCAUCACCCGCCGAUACUCCGAAUUCCGGCGGCUCCACACUGUGCUGCGGCGUGGUCACGGAGACCAGGUGGAGCGCGUCUGUUUUCCACGGAAGAAGCUGCGAAGCAACUUCACAGCGGAGACCAUCGCUACACGCAGUCGUGCAUUUGAACAGUACCUAUCACACCUGUGUUGCAUCCCUGGCCUGCGGGGGGCGCUGUGUGUCCGACAGUUCUUUUACCUGUCCGAUUUGCAGACCGGACAGGUGCUGAUCAGAGUGGGACAUUACAGAGAGGCUCUGGAUCCACUGCUUAAUGCCAAGAGACUGCACCAACAGCUGGGCUGGGCAAGUUCCUCUGAUAACCAGGCUCAGGUCCCGAACCCAGCAUCCAGCAGCUGGUUCUUCACGCUGGUGGCGCUGUUGUGCUGUUUCCAGGAGGUGGACCAGCUGGAAGAAGCGUGUGACCAUUGUGAACAUGCACUGCACGUUCUGAUCCCACCCACUCCCUCAGAGAUGCCGUACAGCACAGAGGACAAGCCCCUCCCACCUGCAGACAAGUCCCACCUUGGCUCUCAGGUGCUUUGGGUACAAGUCAGCAAACCCCACCCCCUCCUGCUGCCCUUGCUCCGGUUGAUGGUAAGGCUGUCCUGGCAGACAGGAAGGGAUAAGCGGCAGUGGGAGGAGCUUUUGCAGCAGCUGGAGGAGCAGUGGGUGUGGCUCGACAAUCAGCACACGAUCAAAGAGUUCCUGGUCAAACACAACCUGCUGGAGAAUGAGGAGGCACCAUGAGGUGUUCUGAAA
Messenger RNA from Thalassophryne amazonica, 1500 nucleotides. RefSeq names its product sorting nexin family member 21 (gene snx21). Lineage: Eukaryota; Metazoa; Chordata; Actinopteri; Batrachoidiformes; Batrachoididae. Gene Ontology annotation, molecular function: phosphatidylinositol phosphate binding. The transcript is spliced from 6 exons. The record is from RefSeq and is a predicted model, not a curated record. Gene Ontology annotation, cellular component: early endosome membrane. The coding region runs from base 193 to 1488 and encodes 431 amino acids. Gene Ontology annotation, biological process: protein transport.